Fusarium vanettenii 77-13-4 is the source of this 765-nucleotide messenger RNA. RefSeq lists its product as uncharacterized. Lineage: Eukaryota; Fungi; Ascomycota; Sordariomycetes; Hypocreales; Nectriaceae. The coding region runs from base 1 to 765 and encodes 254 amino acids. The record is from RefSeq and is a predicted model, not a curated record. The transcript has 2 exons.
AUGUCGCGCGACUAUUCCGAUCUCCAAGUUGUCCCUGACCAGUCUUAUCCAGAAGUGGUACCACAGUUUGAAAAGGACCCAACAGACAAGGUCCCAGUUGAGCCGCCCCAGCAGGCCACACCUCCAAAGCGGAUCUGUGGUCUACCCCCGAAGCGAUUCUGGAUUAUUGUUGCUGUGAUUGUUCUCGUCACCGGCGCGGUGAUAGGAGGUGCGAUAGGAGGAACACAAGCAAACAAGUCCAAGUCCAACAACGAUACCCCGAGUAGCCCAGCUACUACAGAAGCCGACCGAGCCACUAUCGAACCUACCAAGACAUCAACAUCGACAACGGCCAGUCUUUCCACGAGGACACUCAUCGGCCCGACCCAAACUCUCUACCGCGACUGUCCCUCCUCCAACGACACAAUCUACGAAGCCCUUGGCUCGUCCAACUACCUCUUCCGCAAACGUUGCAACGUCGGCUUUGCAGGCUCCCCCAACAACGUUGUCAACAUACCCGCUACGAGUCUUGACGACUGUAUCGACAAGUGCGCCACGUACAACGAGAACAACAAGACCGAGAUUGCUUCGCGGGAGAGUAACGUUUGUAAUUCUGUCUGCUGGCGGCAUAGGGUCACGGGGGAUGACUGGCCUGGACAGUGCUUUGGCUCUACCAUACAGAACUCUACGAGCAGUGGGUUUCCUGUUGAUGAGGAUCAAAUCGAGUGUGACUCGGGGGCUUGGAUAAAUCAGGAGAUUCCAGAUGAGCAGCGUCUUUCAGAAUGA